AAAAAAAAGAAAAAAGAAGAAGUGCAUGUGCAUAAACCUCUGCUCCCUCCGACUCCGACCUCUCUCGUCCGUCCCUCGCUCUCGCAAAAGCUCCGCUCUGCUUGUCGCAGUGUCCCUUGUCUGUUUCCCCUCGCCGGCUCGCCGCCACCGCCGCAUCCACUUCUGCGCCGCGGCCGCCCAUAUUCCUCCGAGCGCAUCUUCUCCUCGCAUUACAGCACCGUAAAGCCGCAUCAUUUCCGGAUCCCUACCUAGGCCGAAGCCGCAGCUCCCAAUGGCGGCCGCCUCGUCGUUGCGUGUCACGUCUUUCGCCGCCACAUGCCCUAGAGCGCGGGUGGGAUCUGCCGGCCUCGGAUCUGCCUGAUGCACGGCUGGAGCUUUGAAGCUUUGCUGACAUUGGCGGUGGUUUUCCCUUUCUUCAGCGCCCGGGGGCCUUGCUCGUUGCUGCGGCGGGGCGGACAGGUCUGGUGUUAUGCAUUCAUCUCAUUCAGUGAUUACUGCCUCAUUUCUAAGGUCCUUUUUAGACGCACAUGUAUCCACGCCAAUAUGUCUGUGUUGAAAUGGACACGCAUAUAUUGAGUUUAGAGCAACUCGAAGGAACUCUUUAUAUUCUGACUAAUUUAUAGGAAUAGAGAUUUCGGUGAAAAAGUAUUCUCCAACAGCUUCUUUAACUUAAUCUCCAAAUAUAAAUAUCUUCUGUUGCAGCCAAAGAUGAAGAGGGAGGAUAGCUCUCUAGAAUGUAUUUUGAAUUCUUUAUACCUUAUCUAAACCUGAGUUCAAGCUAAGAUCACUAACUCAUUGUUAUGCUGAAUAUGUGCAUACUGUUUGAAUUUAUAAGAUAAAAAUUGAUUAGGCGUACCUCUCUUUUUAUAAACCAUGGUAUGCAAAUGGCGCUUCAACCUGUGGGAUUAAAGAAGAAAAUACUGCUUAAUGGUCUUUUCUUUUCUGUUUAUAACAUCUAGCUUUCUGUUUAUAACUCGAGUUGAGGAAGUCAUACUAUAAAAAUCUGAGGACAUGCGGAAUAGAAACACAUUAGAAUAAAGAAGCGACUAACGUUAAUUCAUGAUACUUCAUCUGAAUCUGGUUAAAGCUGUGAAGGUAGAAGUGAUUGUUCAUAGAGUAAAAACUAGAAAUUAAUGAUCUCACAGAGGUUUGCUGUAUUAAUUCAUAAUCCUGUCAUAUUAUCUUGGAUGCUGUUAGGUAUCUUUGAAUAAGAUCCUUUGCAGACUGUACUCAUACUUCCAUCAUAAUGAAAUAUCACAACAUAGGAUUUGUUGUUGUGCAUUGGCUUCUACUCCGUAAGAUCUUAAUAUCAUUUUUUGGUUGCAUGCCUUUUGUGUUAUAUCAUCAUCUUUGUUUGGAUGUGCAUCUAUCUCACUAGCUACUUAAGGGUGUGUUUGGUUUGGCUUUGGCUUUUGCUCCCUAAAAGCCAAACCAAAGGUUGGAUUCAGAAAGCAGCUUUUUCUAAAAGCCGACUUUCUCGCAGUGUAAAACUGAAAGCACAUCUGGACCUGCGUUUUGUGACUUUUAGAUGGAACUGUGAAAAUAUAUAUGGAAGAAUUUUUAGCGGCUUUUAGUGGUUUUCACCAAACGGUUUUUAGAUUUUUAGCAGUUUAUAGUUCACAAUAACUUUUUUCACAGCUCACAGCCCACAACAGCUUUUUUUACAGCCACGCCCCAACCUAACAAACCCUAAUACCUGUUUGGCUGUCCCAAAUUUUCUCCAUUUAGCCUUUGAUUAUGGGUUUAUUAUUUUUGUUAACGAUGAACCAUGAAUUUCUUGCUAUAAUAGAAAACAGAAAACUGCAAUGUGAAGUACAGCGGGUCGAUGUCUUCAAAGAGCAAUCCUGUUCUUUUGUCCUUAACCGUUUGGUUAAUUACAUCAAGUGUCCCUGAAUAUACAAGUGUCCCCUGAAUAUACAUCACGUACCUAACACCACUCUACUGCCACCCCCCCUCUCCCCUUGCAAAUUCACAGUAUUUUAGGCCUCAUCACUCAUCAGUCGUAGCUUGUUGUCACAGUGCAGAUUUCAGUAUGUCUUUCAAGAUUCAGCUAUUGUCCUCCAUUGCCAUUUUUGCUUUUGCCUUGCAUCUUCACCCUUGUGUGUCCACUGAGUUUCGCCGUGAGCUCUCCAGCUGGACCACUGGCAUAGCUACGUGGUAUGGCGAUGCUAAUGGCGCCGGAAGUGAAGGUGGUGCAUGUGGGUACCAAUAUGCUGUUGACCAACCACCGUUCUCGUCCUUGAUUGCUGCCGGCAGCCCCUUCAUCUAUGACUCUGGCAAUGGAUGUGGCUCUUGCUAUCAGGUGGUAUGCUCUAGCAAUCAAGCUUGCUCUGGUUACCCGGUGACUGUUGUCAUCACCGACCAGGGCCCUGGUGGUGGCCCAUGCCUGAGCCAAGCAAGCGAUGGCAUGUGCAUGAAUGAGGGAGCCCACUUUGACAUGAGUGGAACUGCAUUUGGCGCCAUGGCAAAGCCCGGAAUGGCCGAUCAACUCCGUGCUGCUGGCCUGCUACAAAUCCAAUACACUCGUGUGCAGUGUGAAUGGCCUGGAGUUGAUGUAACCUUCUCUGUUGACUCCGGCUCGAACCCGAACUAUCUGGCUGUGCUCAUCGAGUACGAGGACUGCGAGAGCGAUCUUUCAGCCGUCGACAUCAUGCAGAGCUCAGCAGGGCAAUGGGUGCCGAUGCAGCAUUCGUGGGGUGCAAUCUGGAGGCUCGACUCUGGCUCUGCUCUUCAGGGCCCGUUCCACCUCCGCUUGACGUUCAGCUCAGGCCGGGUACUCAUAGCCAGCAAUGCCAUACCUGCAGGAUGGAAUGCGGGUGUGGCGUACCGGGCAGGCGGAGUGGCGGUGACUAGGGCCAGGCCCAGGAGUGGUGGCAGCCAGGCCGGUGAGGCUGCUGCUGGAACAUUUAGAGGUUUGGUGUAUCACCUUCUGAUGUUUGUGGUAUUGGCGUUGUGAAUUAUGAUGCAAAUGCAUCUUUGGUAGUUUAGAGGUGUAAAUUUAACAAAUUUAGGACUACCCAGGGAUUUUAGAUGUGCAUUUUGAUGUUUUCUUGUAGCUGAGGUCUGAGAGGGGGGAGUGAUGUUAACGUUUUUGUUGUGGUUGAGUUAUCAGCAUGCAACUGAUCAGGUUGGAUGGUAGUCCUUGCAUGUAAAUACACAUUUGGUGAAACUGUUUAGGUUAAGUCUUUAGUUCCUUUAUGGAAGAGAUGUCUUCUUUCUAGCUUUUUAUUUGAUUUCGAGGUGUUUUUCAUGGAUCGAAUACCACUAGUCAUUGAGUUAGUAAACAAAUUGUUUUUCUGACA
This is a messenger RNA of Zea mays, 3302 nucleotides long. Its product is annotated as beta-expansin 4. The transcript is spliced from 4 exons. Lineage: Eukaryota; Viridiplantae; Streptophyta; Magnoliopsida; Poales; Poaceae. Gene Ontology annotation, cellular component: extracellular region. The record is from RefSeq and is a predicted model, not a curated record. Gene Ontology annotation, biological process: sexual reproduction. The coding region runs from base 2033 to 2956 and encodes 307 amino acids.